GAGACUAUCGGUGAUGCAUAUGUUGUAGCAGGUGGGUUGGAUACAAGUAUGACUGACCACGCUUAUCGAAUAGCAUUAAUGGCCCUUUCCAUGAUGGAGUCCGCGGCACAGGUCGUCUCACCGGAAAAGGUUCCUCUACAAAUGCGCAUUGGCAUCCAUACUGGAUCGGUGGUAUCUGGUGUUGUUGGCGUAAAGAUGCCACGGUAUUGUCUAUUUGGUAAUAACGUUACUUUAGCGAACAAGAUGGAAUCAGGAAGUGAAGCUGGCAAAAUUAAUGUUAGUCCGGCAGCAUACAAGUAAGUUGCAAUUCUUCUAAUGUAGAAACCUUUUUUGUUCGACUUCUCCCAACAAGUCCCAAUAAGGCAUUUUCUUGUUGGCUCAAUUGUAUUUUGGAGAAUCCAGAAGAAAAUGGAAUAGCGUUUGAUAGCAGAAUCAAACAGUACACAAUUCUCCUUCGAAUCCAUCAUCCAUGGACGUUGCGAAGCAUCUGAGGUGUGUGUGUGGGGGAGGGGGGAGGGGAGGGCUGUCAUAGGAAUUUACAUGAAAAUUUUAACUUCAAUAUUAUAAAAAAUUAUCCUCAGUACUUAUUAUUGUAACAUUAUAAUCCGCGCUUGCGAGAAAAAUAAAGGCCUAAUCGCAGGUUAGUUUACUACAUAAUACUACCAAUGUAUAAAUUGCAUUCUUUUUCAAGGUAUUUGAAGUCCCACAAAGAGUUUUCCUUCGAGAUUCGAGACCAGAGUGUCUUACCCGAAGCCUACCCAAAAUCAGGUGAUGAGACGUGCUACUUCCUCACCAGAAAGGCAAGCAGUGGUGGUAAGAGUAGAAUGCUGGUCAAGGUAACGGUUACUGAAGAGAGUGCUCCACAAAAUCAUUGUAUUGAUGUAGAAGAAAGUAAGAAUAACAAUCCUUAUAACGAAGUUAAAAUUACAACAGCAGAAUCACCCAACAAAGGUAACUCACAUUGGCAACCUCGGCCGACUCGGUGAAAAAUUCUUAGGUUUAUUGAUAUAUAUUAGCAUAUACCCACGGGAGGGGGAUAGUGUUUUUCGCGCAAUUUGAUUGGUUGCUCAGUUUUGAAUAUACUUGCAUUUGAUUUACCUCGAGACAAAAACAAAAUGUCUUCUUGUUUUGUCAAUCUUUUUUCCUACAAGAAGCUGCGGUUUCACCAAACAUAAACUAAAAGCCACAAAGUUUGGUUUAACAGUGUUUUGGGUAAUAUUCUUUAAAACUAUUCCUAUUGAAUAUAACAGUAAUAAAAGCUUGCAAAUCCUGUUUUGUUUACAACUGGUUUAGUUACGGGAGCUGUAAUGCGAAAAACUUUUAAAGUAAAAAUAUUGUCGUUACUCUUCGGUCAUUUUUGUUUCCUUUGUGGUAUAUUCUAGAACAAUUAUUCACCUUGCAAUCUUGCACUAUUUACCUCCACUUGGGUGAAUAAAUCUAUUUUUCUAAUCCCUACUUAAUUUAGGCGGGGUAUUGCUGUUUUUCAGGGCCUGUUCCUAUUCUAGUUAUUGUCGGUCACUGAUAUGAUUAACCUCAAAGUGAAAUUAUUUUGAAACGAGAAUUAACGUCUUAUAGAUCAAUAUAGGUAGGUUGCAAAUUUCGGAUCGGCAAGUCAUUAGCCAGUUAUAUUGGCAUAUUGACAAUUGUUCUACAGUGACAACCGGAGAAUCGAGAUUCGUUUUAGCAGUUAACGAAUUCUAUUAACUUGAUAAAUUAAGAAACUGCAUGAUAAAUUAUUAAUUAGCAUUUUAGAAUUUCGUGACUAAACUUUCUGAGACUUAUUACCUUUCUCACGCCAUGUGACCAGUCCUCUUCGCCAUUUUUGGUGGCAAACUGGACGGGCCAGAAGAGACGGCAACAAGGGAAGGACUGAAAUUUGUGAAGUGAAAGCACAGUACUAUUGUUGAUAAGUAAUACUUGCACAACUAAAUCAUUCCUUCAUUUGAUAUCAUUCUUUUUCUUCAUGAGUUGCCACCCAAAAUGGCGGACAAGGCCUGGUUGCAUGGCGCGAGAAAGGCCAAUUAAAGACGUUCUCCAUAGAACGCAGUAACACUAAGAACAUAAAUUUUGGAAUUAUAUUAUUUGGACAUUUUAUAUUUCUUUACAAUCCAACCAUGGCAAAGUGGUGUGAAAUUGCAUUGCACUUGAAUUCAUAAUAACUGUAUGUUUUGCAGUGUGUACAUCGAAACAAAAAGUUCUGUUACCAUGACAAUAAUAUACAAAACAAUUGUGCAAUUAAGAUAUAUUAGUUACUUAAGUUAUUGGAAAGGUUGGAUGUCAGUUUUAAUUUAUAUUUAUAGUUAUCACUAUGAGUUCUUUAAUAAUAUAACUAUCUAUAAUAUAAAGUUUUAUUUAUUCUGCUUCUAAAGUUUAGUACUCAGUUAUUAAGAUGCUGUUGUCUAUGACAAGAGAGGAAUUACCACGCUAUAGAAUAAUAAAAUUAUGAUUUUCCGAAAUAAAUCCGUUGUCUACUUGUUCAUUUGUAUUUUGUGUUGUUAGACCACAUGACUUAACUAUAUGUUGUGUUUUUCAGGUAAAACUAAGCGGGAACGUUCACGUCGUUGGGAAACACGGUUUUGUUCACUCACGUGACCAACAUUUUAGCUGUAACCGAAUGGAACGAACAUGGAAGUGACUCAAACAUUGACUAUCGGUGAAGCAUUGGAGAGUUUUAAAUAAACUAUAUAUAUAUUUAUAUGGGACUAUUUUAGUAGCUCGUGGUUCACUUCAAACUUGAAGUAGUAUAAAAAGAGGCUUAUUAAGUUUAGGUCAAGUAUAGGUAAUUAUUUUUUCGACACUGACUUGAGAAUGGCAUUGAACUUCCAAUUACACGUAAUAGUUAAGGUUUUAAGAUAUAUAAUUAGACAUGGCAAGCAAAUAUUGAACGAAAUCACAAAUAGAGAGACAGCAUAUAGAAAUAAUACCGAUGGACCAGAAUAGUAGGCUUUUAACAGUUACUGGCGCAUUACACUUUGUAGCAAGUAUAUAACCACAUAAUAACCAAUCCAGCUAUUGAACCCGCAAUUUAACAUAUACUAUGCUUUAAAGUAGUGAUGAAAACUAUUUAGUUUGGUCAUCUAUAAGAAUUACGCAUGCAUCAUGUACAAUUUUUAUAAAAAUUUUCCUCAGUUAUUGUCACAUUAUAUUAAAAUGGCUAAUUUUGACAUACCAAGAUAUCAUCGUGUAUCGUCAGAUGUAUCAUAGCCUCUUAUCGUCAUAUGCAUCAUAGCCUCAUAUGCAUGAUCGCCUCUUAUUUCAUUUUAACCAAUCAAAUUCACAUGAUUAUGGGCAUUUGGUUAAAUAAUAUGCGUUAACAUUUCACCUGAUGUGGUUAAAAUUUGACGAAACUGUUAUUAGGAUUCUUUCAUUUUCUUAUUUUAGAAAAUGUGUUAGAGUGCCUGUAGAAAACGAUGUGCAUACGUAGCAUUAAAAAUAGUGAAUUUUUAUACCUAGCACGUAGUAGUACGUAAUUUUUAAAUAAGCACGUAACAAUUUACGGUUUUCUUAUAUAUAUUGAACUAAAGUACUGCGUGGAGUUGUAGUUUAUACUGUUUAUCAUAAUUAUUGCCUAUUGGCAGUUUUAACGGGUUCCAACGCAAUUAUUAUUAAUAAAAUAUAUCCAUAUGGGCUGUUGUAAUUUAUUAGUUUGUCUAUAGUAAGAAAAUAUACUUAAAAAGUAGGUUUUAAAAAUGAUCAUGAAAUUUGGUAAUGAUAAAUGCAAUUCUGAAGUGGCCAUCGAGAUAUCCAAUCGCAUUUUCCAAAUUACAACACGAAUAAUGGAAAAUGAAAUUCAUAAUGAAGGCAAUUUUGCGGUUAUAGCGUUUGAGAUGGCUAAUAGUAUAACAUUAUUUAUUAAUAUUCGUUUUAAAUUAUUGGGAACAUGCUAUAGGAUAUUUCACCUCCUGUAGCAAUGCUUCGGGAAAUCCAUCAAUAUCCAGCAUACGAAGGCACAUUUCCUCUAUAUAUUGAAAUAGAUGCAUUUAAAGUGCAAUCCUAUUAUAUAGCAAAUCUUUUAAAUUUGAGGCCACCUUGGGGUCAUCG
Messenger RNA from Paramuricea clavata, 4041 nucleotides. The record is from the annotation of a GenBank genome assembly. NCBI's taxonomy places the organism in Eukaryota, Metazoa, Cnidaria, Anthozoa, Malacalcyonacea, Plexauridae.